Molecule: messenger RNA, 2765 nt
Organism: Rana temporaria (common frog)
Lineage: Eukaryota; Metazoa; Chordata; Amphibia; Anura; Ranidae
Gene: OGT
Product: O-linked N-acetylglucosamine (GlcNAc) transferase
Biological process (GO): protein O-linked glycosylation
Molecular function (GO): protein N-acetylglucosaminyltransferase activity; protein binding
Source: RefSeq, a predicted model, not a curated record
GAUUUGUACUGUGUCCGUAGUGACCUGGGGAACCUCCUGAAAGCCCUGGGUCGCUUAGAAGAAGCAAAGGCUUGUUAUUUGAAGGCAAUUGAGACCCAACCAAACUUUGCUGUUGCUUGGAGCAACCUCGGAUGUGUAUUUAAUGCACAGGGGGAGAUCUGGCUCGCUAUUCAUCAUUUUGAGAAGGCUGUAACUCUUGAUCCUAAUUUUCUGGAUGCUUACAUAAAUUUGGGGAAUGUUCUUAAAGAAGCCCGAAUAUUUGACAGAGCGGUUGCAGCCUAUUUACGCGCUCUUAGUCUUAGUCCUAACCACGCCGUGGUCCAUGGAAAUCUGGCCUGCGUGUAUUAUGAACAAGGACUCAUUGAUCUCGCUAUCGAUACGUACAGAAGGGCCAUCGAAUUGCAACCACACUUUCCCGAUGCCUAUUGUAAUCUCGCCAAUGCGCUGAAGGAGAAAGGCAGUGUGGUGGAUGCUGAAGAAUGCUACAAUACAGCUCUCCGCCUGUGCCCUACACACGCCGACUCCCUGAAUAACCUCGCCAACAUCAAACGUGAACAGGGGAACAUUGAGGAGGCCGUCCGCCUCUAUAGGAAAGCUCUGGAGGUGUUCCCGGAAUUUGCGGCGGCUCACUCCAAUCUUGCCAGCGUCCUCCAGCAACAAGGAAAACUUCAGGAGGCUUUGAUGCAUUACAAGGAGGCCAUCCGGAUAAGCCCAACAUUUGCUGAUGCUUAUUCCAAUAUGGGAAACACGCUGAAGGAAAUGCAAGAUGUCCAAGGGGCCUUGCAGUGCUACACCAGAGCCAUUCAGAUCAACCCGGCCUUUGCUGAUGCCCACAGUAACCUGGCAUCUAUUCAUAAGGAUUCUGGAAAUAUUCCUGAAGCGAUCGCUUCUUAUCGGACCGCUCUGAAACUGAAACCCGACUUCCCCGACGCCUACUGCAACUUGGCCCAUUGUCUUCAGAUUGUCUGUGAUUGGACGGAUUAUGAUGAGCGGAUGAAGAAGUUGGUCAGCAUUGUUGCUGAUCAGCUGGAGAAGAACAGACUUCCCUCUGUCCAUCCUCACCAUAGCAUGCUGUACCCGCUGUCCCACUCCUUCAGGAAAGCCAUCGCUGAGAGACACGGAAACCUGUGCUUGGACAAGAUUAAUGUCCUUCACAAGCCGCCAUAUGAACAUCCGAAGGACUUGAAGGCCAGUGAUGGAAGACUGCGGGUGGGAUAUGUCAGCUCCGACUUCGGGAAUCAUCCCACUUCUCACCUCAUGCAGUCCAUUCCCGGCAUGCACAAUCCAGACAAGUUUGAGGUUUUCUGUUACGCUCUGAGUCCAGAUGACGGCACCAACUUCCGGGUGAAGGUGAUGGCAGAAGCAAACCACUUCAUAGAUUUAUCACAGAUUCCAUGUAACGGGAAGGCAGCCGAUCGCAUUCAUCAGGACGGAGUUCACAUUCUAGUUAAUAUGAACGGCUACACCAAAGGGGCCCGAAAUGAGCUGUUUGCUCUCAAAGCCGCCCCCAUACAGGCCAUGUGGUUGGGAUAUCCUGGAACAAGCGGAGCGCCAUUCAUGGAUUACAUCAUCACUGACAAGGAGACGUCUCCUGUUGAAGUGGCCGAGCAAUACUCUGAGAAAAUGGCCUACAUGCCCAACACCUUCUUCAUCGGAGAUCACGCCAACAUGUUCCCUCAUCUAAAGAAAAAAGCCGUCAUUGAUUUCAAGUCCAACGGCCACAUCUACGACAACCGAAUCGUCCUGAAUGGAAUCGAUCUGAAAGCUUUUCUGGAGACUCUCCCCGAUGUGAAGAUUGUGAAGAUGAAAGGUCCGGAAGGCGGAGACAACUCAGACAGUAACUCCGCCCUCAAUAUGCCGGUCAUACCGAUGAAUACGAUCGCUGAGGCCGUCAUUGAGAUGAUCAAUAGAGGACAGAUCCAGAUCACCAUCAAUGGCUUCAAUAUCAGCAAUGGUCUGGCCACUACACAGAUCAAUAAUAAAGCCGCCACCGGUGAGGAGGUCCCCCGAACCAUCAUUGUCACCACCCGGUCCCAGUAUGGACUCCCAGAGGAUGCCGUGGUGUACUGCAACUUCAACCAGCUGUACAAGAUAGACCCGCCCACCCUGCAAAUGUGGGCCAAUAUUCUGAAACGCGUUCCGAACAGCGUCUUGUGGCUUCUGCGUUUUCCCGCGGUUGGCGAGCCAAACAUCCAACAAUACGCCCAGAACAUGGGGCUGCCGCAGUCCCGGAUCGUCUUCUCCCCCGUCGCCCCCAAAGAGGAACACGUCCGGCGAGGACAGUUGGCAGACGUGUGCCUGGACACCCCUCUGUGUAACGGGCACACCACCGGCAUGGACGUCCUUUGGGCUGGCACCCCGAUGGUCACUAUGCCAGGUGACACUCUGGCCUCUCGAGUCGCAGCCUCUCAGCUCACCUGUCUGGGGUGUCCGGAAUUAAUCGCUAAAAGCCGACAAGAGUACGAAGACACGGCUGUGAAACUUGGCACUGACCUAGAAUUCCUGAAGAAGAUCCGGGCCAAGGUGUGGAAGCAGAGGAUAUCCAGCCCGCUCUUUAACACCAAGCUGUACACGAUGGACCUGGAGAGGAUGUAUCUUCUGAUGUGGGAUCAUUACUCGGCGGGAAAGAAACCCGAACAUCUCCUCAAGCCGGUGGAAAAUACCGAGUCGGCCUAACUCCGCCCCCCAACCCUGCAUCUCCCAGCGAGGCCGGCGUCCUGCCGCCGCUCAGCCAUCUAUCGUUCGGUCAUGUUUGCUCGACUUUA